AAUCUAAUCUUCAAAGAUUGGAAAUGGAGAAUGAACAAUUUCUAUACAAAGACAUUGGAUGCUGGCUUAGACGCGUAUGAACAUCCUUUUCAAGAGAUGCCCAAACAUGACUGGAAGUAUAUGAUCGAUCGUGUAUUCAAGGAUCCAAAUCGAGAGGCCCGCAAAAAAGCUGGCAAAUUAAAUAGGGAGGUUGUACCGUAUGGUCAUACUACGGGCUCUCGAUCCUUUGCUACCGUGAUGACUAUUGCGACUGAUCGUGAAGAGCAAAGAAUUGCCAAUGAGGGAAAUGAUGCUGCUGGAAACGACAAUGAGCCAAACAGUAAUGAGGGGAGCGGUAAUGAGGGACGAAAGAAGCUCGAUAUAUGUGAUUUGUUUGAGGCAUCACAUAGAUUGAGAGAUACAAACGAAUGGAUCAAUUCAAUAUGCAAAGACAAACAUGAGAUGAUGGUGGCAACACGUGACGAGGCAGCUCUGUCUGGCACUCCACUAUCAGCUGAAGAACUUUCAAUAAAGUGCCUCGGGGAGUCGAAGACAAAGAACUACAUAAGAGGAUUAGGGAAUGGGCCAAAGCCAUCUACCUAUCUUUCCAAAUUCAACUCACAGUCAGCAUGCCAGAACCAGCUGCAAAAACUUCAAUGUGAGUUGGAUUUAAUUCGUGAAAAGCAAAGAAGAGAGAGGGAAGAGGAGAAGACGCGAAGGGAGGAGGAACAAAGACGACACGAGGAGGAACAAAGACGACACGAAGAGGAACAAAGACAACGUGAGGACAAGUAUGAGGAGGAUAAAAGGCGGUGGGAGGAGACACAAAGGCGACAAGAUGAGGAGCGGUCUAUAUUUCUAAAAGAGAUGGAGGUAUUCAAAAGCUUUAUGAGCCAAAUGCAAAAUGGUGGGCGAGGCAACAUGGGAGCAGGGUGAUGGUGGCUCAAAUAUAUGGUAAGUAAUUUGAGAAUAU
Messenger RNA from Rhododendron vialii, 952 nucleotides. Its product is annotated as stress response protein NST1-like. The transcript has 4 exons. The record is from RefSeq and is a predicted model, not a curated record. Lineage: Eukaryota; Viridiplantae; Streptophyta; Magnoliopsida; Ericales; Ericaceae. Bases 31 to 915 code for a protein of 294 amino acids.